GGAAAUGGAAUCACCCACUCGUACAUCACAAAAGAUUAAGGGUCUGCCAAUUAAGAAAAGAGGCAUCCCUGACCUACUUCAAAAUCAGUUUCUCACCUCUCUUGAUCUCAAUCAACCAGCACAAAUUGAACUGCAAGAUCAAUAUAAUUUUGAGGUUGAACCAUCAAUGAUGGAAAUACAAAAAGGAAGUAUCGUUGAGUCAAAGGUGAACGAGAACAUUGACCCAUUACAGAAAUUUUCAUCAUCAUCAAGAUUGAGCUAUGACAAUUUGCAAAAUGCUAUGAGAUUUAAAACAUUGGAUUUUGAACUUGGUGGCAACACCAAACAUGAUCUACCAUCAAUUGGUGUGAUGGGAUGUACAUUUUACUUGAUGUUUGUGAUUGCUUCUAAAGCUGACCCCAAAUGUCCACGGUGCAAAAAGAACCUGAUGGUUAUUGACAAUGUAUAAGUGAAUUGCGCAAAAAAAUGAAGAAAACAUUAUGUUUAAGUAAUUUUUUA
This is a messenger RNA of Trifolium pratense (red clover), 498 nucleotides long. RefSeq lists its product as uncharacterized. The record is from RefSeq and is a predicted model, not a curated record. The transcript is spliced from 2 exons. Lineage: Eukaryota; Viridiplantae; Streptophyta; Magnoliopsida; Fabales; Fabaceae. Bases 5 to 448 code for a protein of 147 amino acids.